AUGCGGCGGCUGCUGCUGCUGCUGCUGCUGCUGCUGCUGCUGGGCGGCUCGCUGGCCCUGCUGCGGCCGGCGGCGGAGCCCCUGUGCCCGGAGCCAUGCGACUGCCAGCAGCGGCAGCACCUCCUGUGCACCAACCGCGGGCUGCGGGCCGUGCCCAAGGCGCCGGAGCCGCGGGGCAUCCUCACCUACAGCCUGGGCGGGAACUUCAUCGCCAACAUCUCCGCCUUCGACUUCCACCGCCUGGGGGCGCUGCAGCGCCUGGACCUGCAGUACAACCGCAUCCGCGCGCUCCCCCCGCGGGCCUUCGCGCGCCUGGCGCGCCUGGAGGAGCUCUACCUGGGCAACAACCUGCUGGCCGCCCUGGCGCCGGGCACCCUCCGCCCCCUGGCCAAGCUGCGCAUCCUCUACGUCAACGCCAAUGAGAUCAGCGACCUGGGCGCGGCCUCCUUCGCCGGCCUGGGCAGCCUGGUCAAGCUGCGGCUGGACGGCAACGCCUUGGCCUCGCUGGGCGACGCCACCUUCGCGGGCCUGGCCAACCUGGUCUACUUGCACCUGGAGGCCAACCGCAUCCGCUGGCUGAGCCGCAGCGCUUUCUCCGGCCUGGGCAAACUGCGCUUCCUGGACUUGUCGGGCAACCGGCAGAACUUGCUGCGCCACCCGGACGCCUUUCGGCCCGUGCGCUCGCUCACCACCCUCCUUCUCUCCGGCAACGACCUGCAGCACUUGGCCAAGGGGCUCUUCCAGCACUUGCCCAAUUUGGCCAAGUUGUCGCUGAGCGGGAACCGCCUGGUGUGGUUGGCGCCAGAGGCCUUCGUGGGGCUGGGGGCCCUCAAGGAGUUGCGCUUGGAAGGCAACCUGCUGAGCCAGCUCCCUGCCGCUUUGCUGCACCCGCUGCGUAGCCUGGAAGUGCUCGACCUGAGCCACAACUCGCUUGUUAGCCUUCACCCCGACGCCUUUGCCCACCUGCACAAGCUGCGGGAGCUCAGCUUGCAGGAAAACGCUCUGACCACCGUGCCCGGGGACCUCUUUGCCUCCAGCCCAGCUCUCUACCGACUGGAACUGAAUGGGAAUUCCUGGAGCUGCGACUGCCGCCUGCGAGGCUUGAAGCGCUGGCUGGGCUCCUGGCACACCCAGGGACGCCUCCUGACCGUCUUCGUGCAGUGCCGCAAGCCGCUUGCCCUGGCUGGGAAAUAUCUCGAUUAUCUGGAGGAUUCCCAGCUCCUCCCUCCUCCCAAUGGCUCUUGUUCUGAAGCGGCUGCCUCUCCUUCCCCACUCCCUCGAGGCAACAUCAGCUACAGCCCCGGCCUAGUGCAGGAGAGGCUGAGCUCUUUGCCCUCCGCCUCAACCAUGCAGCUGGUCGGCUCCCAGAAGAUGUUGGUCCCCCUGCCAGAAAGAGGCGGCGGGGCGACUAACGCUAGCCCUACCAUCUCAACGUCCAGCUUGCUGCUCAGCACCAGGCCCCCUCCGCAGCCUGGUGGUGCUUGGCCCAGGCGGGCAGGGAAACCCCACUCGGUCUCUUCAGUGUCUGCCGUCCCUCCCCUGGUCACUGACCCGUGUGAUUUUAACAAGCUGUUUCUGUACAACCUGUCAGUGGAGGCAGUGAGCGCCAGCGCAGUCUCCGUACACUGGGGGGUCCGCCCGCACCGUAGCCCCCGGCUGCUGGGGCCUGUGCGCUUCAGAAUCCUUUUCGACCGCUUCGGGGCUGCCGUCAAGUUCCAGCGUUUUGUUUAUCUCCCUGAGUGGAGCGAGCCGAUGGCCACGCUCCAGGAGCUGCGCCCUGACACCCCUUACUUGGUCUGCGUGGAGGGCGUCAUCGGGGGCCGUGUCUGCCCAGUGGCGCCGCGGGACCAUUGCGCGGGCCUGGUCACCUUGCCUGAAGAGGAUGCGGGGGCGGCGGCGGCUGUGGCAGGCGGGGCCCGAGGCCCAGACCAGCAGCUUCUCACCCUGGUACUGCUGGCAGUGAAUGCGCUGCUGCUCUUUCUGGCCCUGGCGGCCUGGGCCUCCCGCCUGGUGCGGAAGAAGGUGCUGGGGUGCCGUCGGAGGAAGGCAGCGUCGCCGGUACACGUCAGGCAGAUGUACUCCACCCGUCGGCCUUUACGCUCCAUGGGCACUGGAGUCUCCAUGGACUUCUCUGGCUUCCAGUCCCACCGUCCUCCCCGCAGCACUGUCUGUGCCUUAAAUGAGGCUGACCUCAUUGAAUUCCCAUGCGAGCGCUUCCUGGACAGUGCUGUUGGCGGAGGUAGCAGCAGUGCCCGGCGGGGAGAGGAUCACCUGUUGCAGCGCUUUGCGGACUAA
Messenger RNA from Euleptes europaea (tarantolino), 2295 nucleotides. It is a transcript of the gene TRIL, whose product is annotated as TLR4 interactor with leucine rich repeats. The record is from RefSeq and is a predicted model, not a curated record. NCBI's taxonomy places the organism in Eukaryota, Metazoa, Chordata, Lepidosauria, Squamata, Sphaerodactylidae. Gene Ontology annotation, molecular function: protein binding. Bases 1 to 2295 code for a protein of 764 amino acids. Gene Ontology annotation, cellular component: extracellular matrix. The transcript has a single exon.